Messenger RNA from Seminavis robusta, 1098 nucleotides. The record is from the annotation of a GenBank genome assembly. Lineage: Eukaryota; Bacillariophyta; Bacillariophyceae; Naviculales; Naviculaceae.
AUGUUUCGCAUUGCCAGGAAUAUUUUGACGGCGGUCCUUGCCACUGCAGUGAUGGACAAUUGCUCGGCUCAGGUCACCAACAUUGUGGGUGGAACCCCUGCGUCCCACUCGGACUACCCUUACUUUGUUUCCUUGACCAUGGGCUGUGGUGGGACCUUGGUCCACGAAGACAUUGUCGUGAGCGCAGCCCACUGUGAUUCUAACGGCUUUGAAGCAAAAGUUGGACCCGAUAGGACGGAAGUUGGAUACAACAAUAAAGUCGUUCAUCCAAGCUGGGACUCUCGAUCGUUUGAGUACGACUUUAUGGUCAUUCAGUUGAGCCAAUCAUUCCCCGACCUUCGCACGGCAUCCAUCAAUAGCAACAGCGGAACUCCGUCGGGCGGUCAAUCCAUGACCGUCAUGGGAUACGGAAGGACAUCCUACGGUGGAUCUUCUCCCGGCGAGCUAUUGGAGGUCACCAUCAACCAUAUCGACCAUGACCAGUGCAAUGACGACUACGGAGGCUCCAUUGACGAAGAUUCCAUGUUUUGUGCCGGUGUGGAAGGGGGCGGCAAGGACUCGUGUCAGGGAGACUCGGGUGGUCCUCUCGUCAUUGGUGAUACGCUUGUGGGCGUGGUCAGUUGGGGUAUUGGUUGUGCGGAACCGGAUUAUCCUGGUGUCAAUGCCAAAGUCAGCGCGGCUGCAGAAUGGAUUGACAACUGGGUCUGUUGUAUGUCUGCCAACCCUCCAGGUGGAUGUUCCUGUGACUCUAGUGGCAACGCGGGUGUUCCAUCUGGAGGCGGCGGUGGUGGAACUACUACAACAGACUUUCGAUUGUGCUUUUCGGGAGAUACUCAAGUACAAGUCCAAGACAAGGGGCAAAUCCAAAUGAAGACAACGCCGCAGAGUAUGUCGAAUUAUCAUUCCUCCCCAAAGUCCUCUCCCAUCAUGCUCUUUCGCAUCUUUGGAUGGCACCAUUCCGCUUGUUAUGUUCGACGACGUCCACGCAGUUUUGCCAGAGUGUCAAUGAGAACGGACUCUCCCAGUAUGCCGCCUUUGGAUUCCAGUUUGCAGAGUGGGGACAAUCUCAAAACAUCCUUGUUCAGAUCCCGUUCCUGA